Molecule: messenger RNA, 1179 nt
Organism: Phytophthora sojae
Lineage: Eukaryota; Oomycota; Peronosporomycetes; Peronosporales; Peronosporaceae
Exons: 1
Coding region: 1-1179 (392 amino acids)
Source: RefSeq, a predicted model, not a curated record
AUGGAGUUCAAGAACUUCGCGUCCAGCACCAAGAAGGCCCCCUUCACGAGCCCGUACCCGCCGAUCGCACUAAGCUCCAAGGAGAAGAAGCAGCUUCGCCAACUCACCAAGACGCUCGUGGAGGUCAACGUGGACGGGUACGAGGAGUUUCUGUACGAGCACAAGGGCAAACUCCCAGAGAGCGAGUGGAAGUUCUUCCGGCGCGACGAGCAGGUUGAGACGUUCUUGCGUCGUCGUGAGACGUACAAUCUGCGCGGGUUCGGAGCCACCAAGAAGUUCCGUCGCGGAUCGGAUACCAACAGCUCGACCAGCACCAGCAGCAUGCGCAGUGAAGAACUGUCGUCUCUUGAUGUGGCCGCCAUCCGAUCCAUCGGUUCGAGGGACGGCACUAUCGAAGACGCCGUCUACGGCGCCAUGGGCCCCGUGUACGUUCAAGACGGCAUCGAGGACUGCAAUGUCCUUGUGAUCAUCGACAACGUCACUCCAGAGGAGCCGUUCACGUCGCUCUCGAUCCGCUGGCGAGUGACCGAGAACCCGCCGAUCCUCCGAAACAUCCUCAAGAGCUACGACCACAUCUUCUUGGAAGCGACGGGCUUCACACACUUGAGCAACGGUGAGCGCGUUGCCUUCCACUUGCUCCACUCCGUCGACUUUCCAUCGCUCACACCUCCGCUGCCGGACUAUUCGCGCGGACAAGUAGCUGCCAUUGGGUUUUGGCGACAGACAGCCCCGAACGUCGUGGAGAUUCAUGGUCGCGGCGUGUUCGCGCUUCCAUUCGAGCGAGCCCGCGCGCUCUUCGUGCCUGUGGUGACGACGUCCAUGUCCAAGUCCAUCAUGCACAUCUUCUACGCGGCGCACAUGAAGAAGCUCCGGUGGGCGUUGGCGAAGCGAAAGGCUCAAGAUAACCUCGCGCGUUCGCAGUCCUGCGUUGAUCGAGUGUGCAGCAUCUGCAGCAAGAAGCGGACGAUCCACAAGGGCGACAGCUGUGACUUGUGUGGCGAACUCGUGUGCUCUGUGUGCCGCAUCACACACGAGGUGGCGUCGGUGGAGCUGGACAACAAAAUGCACUGGACCAAGGCUCACAUCUGCCCGUUUUGCAUGACCAAGGUGGUCAACUUGGACACAGCAGCGGUAGUCCGCGCUGAAAUCGAGGCGGGUUGGUACGACCGCUUCCCGUAG